Protopterus annectens (West African lungfish) is the source of this 2435-nucleotide messenger RNA. It is a transcript of the gene SNX27, whose product is annotated as sorting nexin 27. The transcript is spliced from 12 exons. Bases 39 to 1868 code for a protein of 609 amino acids. Gene Ontology annotation, biological process: signal transduction; intracellular protein transport. Gene Ontology annotation, cellular component: early endosome. NCBI's taxonomy places the organism in Eukaryota, Metazoa, Chordata, Ceratodontiformes, Protopteridae. Gene Ontology annotation, molecular function: protein binding; phosphatidylinositol-3-phosphate binding. The record is from RefSeq and is a predicted model, not a curated record.
GGCGCGUCCGGAGGUCUCGUGACCGCGUUGGACUCCCUAUGUUUUCGUCAAAGAUGGCGGACGAAGAGAUAGAUGGUGUCCGCUCCUCUCAUAGGAACGGCAGUAGUGGAGGAAACGGUGGUGUUUCUAUCUUAACAACUGUGUCAGGUCCAAGAGUCGUGCAAAUUGUAAAAUCUGAAUCUGGUUAUGGUUUUAAUGUGCGGGGCCAGGUGAGCGAAGGAGGCCAGUUGAGGAGUAUUAACGGUGAGCUGUAUGCGCCGUUGCAGCAUGUUAGCGCUGUGUUGCCGGGGGGAGCAGCUGACAGAGCCGGCGUCAAAAAGGGGGACCGCAUUCUGGAGGUCAAUGGUGUAAAUGUGGAAGGAGCAACACACAAGCAAGUUGUGGACCUUAUUCGAGCAGGGGAAAGAGAACUGAUUUUGACAGUGUUAUCGGUUCCUCCACAUGAAGCUGAUAACCUAGAUCCUAGUGAUGACUCUUCAGGGGGGCAGUCAUUUUACGAUUACACUGAGAAGCAAGCUGUUCCUAUUUCAGUUCCCACAUACAAACAUGUCGAGCAGAAUGGGGAAAAGUUUGUGGUUUACAAUGUAUACAUGGCAGGGAGGCAGCUUUGUUCCAAACGGUACCGUGAAUUUGCCAUUUUACAUCAGAACCUUAAACGAGAAUUCAGCAGUUUUAGUUUCCCUCGUUUACCUGGGAAAUGGCCUUUUUCUUUGUCUGAGCAGCAGCUAGAUGCAAGACGGAGAGGACUGGAAGAGUACCUGGAGAAAGUAUGUUCAGUCCGUGUCAUUGGAGAGAGUGAUAUCAUGCAGGAAUUUCUCUCCGAGUCAGAUGAGAAUUACAACGGUGUGUCAGAUGUGGAACUACGGGUUGUCUUACCUGACAAAACCACUGUCACUGUGAGAGUAAAAAAGAAUAGUACUACAGACAAGGUCUACCAGGCUGUAGCUGCCAAAGUCGGAAUGGACAGCAUGACUGCUAAUUAUUUUGCUCUCUUCGAGGUCAUAAAUCAUUCUUUUGGUAAGUUGGGUGAGAUGGGAGAAUUUCAUGAUUUCAUGCAGACACUGCAGGAUAAUCACUUUGGACUUGGUUUCAGUUUCAAUACCAGCAGGAAUGUAAUGCAAUACCUGGAUUUAGAGUUUUACGUGGAUGAGGAUUUUACAGUGGCAUUCAAACCUCAUGUUAAAAGUACUGGGGUCAACAAUUUUCUUAUGGCCGACAGUAUGCAUGCUCCUCAUUUAUUAGCAUCAUUGCCAUACGGAGAGUAUUUACAAACCGCUAAUAAUACUUCGGAGAGAACUACGCUAGGAAAUGAAUUUAAGGUCAGAGACAAAUUUCAGAAGAGGGUUUAUAAAGAGGAAGCCUUAAUGGCAGCAGAGAAUAAGUAUCAGGCUGUAGAAGAUGUCAAGAAAGGUUAUAUAAAAGCAGAAGAGAAGUCUUACCAGCUACAAAAAUUGGCUGAGCAGAAAAAGAUGGUCAUGUAUCUUAACAUGCUGCGGACCUGUGAAGGGUACAAUGAAAUUAUUUUCCCACACUGUUCAUGUGAUUCCAGAAGGAAAGGACAUGUAAUAGCAUCCAUUUCAAUCAAGCACUUUAAACUUCAUGCAUGUACAGAGGAUGGAGAGUUGGAGUUCAACUACAUGCACGAGUGUUUUGAAAGAGUAUUUUGUGAAUUAAAGUGGAGGAAAGAGGUGGUAGAAGAAACAACAGACAAGGAUAACCGGAAUUGCAGUAAAGACAGUAUUUGCAACAAGAAACCAGCAGCAGCCCAGAAGAUCUCCUUACCUAGCAAAAAGGCAAAACAGCUUUCAGUCAGGCCUGGAUCACUAGACCUGGAUCAAUCAGAAUCAUUCCAGGACAGAUUUCACUAAUCAGCAAACAACAGAAGUUUUUCCGAGACAGAGCUAUACGGACUCCAAGCAGGCAUGGGCACAAUAAAAUUCAGUGGGAGUAGUGAGUCAUGUCAGUGGAGUAUCAGCAUCGACCCAAAACAGAUCACAAGUGUCUGCUUCCACUACAACAAUGUAAUUAAAUUACUAUUUGUUGACAAAGUGCACCACAUGAUUUUAAAAUGUCUAAUUUUACUGGAAGCCUUUUAACUACUGAGGAGAUAAUAGUCUUGCAAAAGGGCCUGUGUUUUAUUCCGUCAGUGGGUAUAAAUAUGGUGGAGACUAGUUCUGAUGUAGAAACAUUUACUUGUAAGUUAUACUUUUUUAUCUGCAUAGCAAAACAAAUGCCAAUUUUGAUCCUAUGAUCCCUGUAGUCAUAAUCCCCCUUCAUCCUAUAGCCUUACAGCAUUCAAGUGGAUAUAUAUGCACAAUACAUUAGAAAAAUUUUAGACAGCAUGCCUAAGACAGGAUUUUAUAAUAUGUAUAAUGUGCAAUGAAUGGCUCUGUACUUUUUAAGGAAUGAUGUCAGUCUUUGUAAUGGAAGCUGGG